Messenger RNA from Xenopus laevis (African clawed frog), 10513 nucleotides. It is a transcript of the gene wiz.S, whose product is annotated as widely interspaced zinc finger motifs S homeolog. Gene Ontology annotation, molecular function: DNA-binding transcription factor activity, RNA polymerase II-specific; RNA polymerase II cis-regulatory region sequence-specific DNA binding. NCBI's taxonomy places the organism in Eukaryota, Metazoa, Chordata, Amphibia, Anura, Pipidae. Gene Ontology annotation, biological process: regulation of transcription by RNA polymerase II. The transcript is spliced from 13 exons. The coding region runs from base 274 to 5370 and encodes 1698 amino acids. Gene Ontology annotation, cellular component: nucleus. The record is from RefSeq and is a predicted model, not a curated record.
CAGACGUUCACGUGUUCGUGACGUCACCCACGGCCUCUUAUCAACUGGGAACUAGCAGCUCCCGUCUGCGGACGGAUCGCCUUGUACCGGAGCCGCUCUUAAAGGGGCCAUGCACCGCGAGAAUGCCCCGGCACCCAGCAAGGGUUCUUUCACACUGUGAUUUCAGUCUACUCACAUCUGUGAUAGUUACCUGCUUUACAUUUCACCCUCCUUUGUCUAUCAUUCCCUUGUUCCUUGUCUCUCCACCAUCUUUCUCUCCUGCCUUCGUCUCUGAUGGAGGAGGACCCUUCUUCGUAUCACUCUGGCCAUGAAGAUCUGGAUAAUAUACCCUUUCCCCGCCCUUCCAUGGGGCAGAAUGAAGCCUGUCCUUCUUCCAUGCCCUGCCCUAGGGGUGUAGAAAUUGUCUUGGUAGGGGGUGGCAAACCUGCCAUCGGGGUUUAUCCUGAGGAGAGCAAUGUUAUAACAUCCUUCUUGGAACUUGGAAAGGAACACCGAGAAGGAAUGCGCCUGACUCACCCCAUGGAGCCUGAUGGAAUGGCCCGUGGCCUUAUGGGAUGCCCUGAACAAGACCAUCAAACUCCCACUUUAGCCUCUCCAAAAUUCUCUUUAACCCCUGAUGAUUCUCGCUCUCUGUAUCAGAUGAAUACCCAUCCAGCUUCUAAUCUUGCUUCUCCAUGGGGCUUUCCAGCUGGAGAUCCACAGGAUGAAGGGGACAGUGGAGAAUUGGAUGUAUCUUCAGAUGGACAGUAUGUGCAAGAUAGGGGGUAUGAAUGGGCCUCAGGGUUAGAAGAUGAGGCUGAAGAUCAGUCUGAUCAUAUGAUGGUUAGAUCAGAGCUAACACCCAUUACCAUGCCAGUAUUCAGAAGAGCCCUACAGUUGGGUGGCAUGCCAGGAUCCUGGCAGGUAGACAGCUAUUCAGAAGAGGAAGCACAGGUUGAAGUGGAAGAGGAAGAAGAGGAAGAAGAAGGCUCAGUUUACACUUGCAUAGAAUGUAGUAUCUACUUCAAGAAAAAAGCUCAUUUGCUGGAACAUAUGUUUCAGCAUUCACAAGAAGGGGACAGUGAAGGGUUUCAGGUGGGGGAAGGUUCCCAAGCCUGUAGCGAAUGUGGUAAGGGUUUUGUGGAUGAGGGAAGCCUUGCAGUACAUCGACGUCUUCAUCAGGAAUCCAGGCAGAAAAUUAUAGAAGAGAUAAGCAAGUUGGAGAAUUUGGCAGAUGAGGGUAGAGGUGCCCGUUUACAAUGCCCAAAAUGUCUUUUUGGCACAAACUCUUCCAAGGUUUUUGUCCAGCAUGCCAAAAGCCAUGUGAAAAAGGGCACUAACGAUGGUCGGGGUGGUCCAACCCCCUUAAAAACUCAAGGAGAGACUGUAGAAGGAGGUGAAAGUUCUGAGCUGAUGAAUGAUGACACAUGGAGAAAUUCAGAGGCUGGGUCUGACACUGGCCCAGUAUGGAAUGAGGAUGUGCACCAGGAAAGCAUGGGUUUUUUGGGACAAAGGUUGGGUAAGGCAAAAAAGAAAACUCUACCCAGAGAAAGUUGGAGUCUUAAAAGUGGGCUAUGGCGAGAGGGCGAAGGUCAUAAACCCACAAAAAGCCCCAGAUUGCCUGAGGAAGCAGUAGCACUUAAGAGGCAGUAUCGCAAUGCUUUAAAGGCUGGUGGGGGUAGAGGGGAAGGGGAAAAGCGGCAACUAAGAGAAGAAGUUGCCAUUGUAGUACUGGAAAAUAUAGGUCCCUUCAGAAGAAAAGAGAAAGGAUAUAGGGCUUGGGGUUAUGGGAAAAAACUCUCUGGGAGUAGCGAGAGGACACGACUGCACAGCAAUGAACAUCGGUUGCCUAAAGAUACAUGGGCAGAAGAUGGAGAAGGAAGUAUUCCAUUGGAUGUUUUGUUGAUGGACCCUAAUUAUGAGGGCCAACUUGAGGCACUUGGGCUUAGGAGUGAGGAACGGGAGUGCCCAUAUUGCCCUGACCGCUUUCACAAUGGGAUAGGUCUUGCCAACCAUGUUAGAGGCCAUCUAAACCGAGUUGGAGUCAGUUACAAUGUACGUCACUUUAUAUCAGCAGAGGAAGUCAAGGCUAUAGAGCAAAACUAUUCCUUUCAGAAGAAGCGCAAGAAAGUGGCGAACUUUGAUCCCAGUACAUUCAGCCUGAUGCGGUGUGAAUUCUGUGGUGCUGGCUUCGACACCCGCGCUGGCCUUUCCAGUCACGCCCGUGCCCACCUGCGAGACUUUGGUAUCACCAACUGGGAACUCACAGUUUCUCCCAUCCAUGUCCUUGCACGACUUCUUGCCCGCUCGCCCGGCCGUCCUCUUCCCCAGUUUUCAUCCUGGCACCAGGACAAUGAUACAGACGCACUGGGCUCAGAAGAGGAAGAUGGUGAUUCACUGGAUCUAAUCAGAUCCCAAACCUUGAGACCGGAUUCUGGGCACACUGCAGAGAAAAUGCCUUCUGAACAGAGCGCAGACGCAAAAGGCCCAAGUCAGACCACGUGUGAGGUGUGUGGCGCUUGCUUCGAGACCCGGAAGGGCCUGUCCAGCCAUGCACGCUCCCACCUGAGGCACCUGGGGGUGGCAGAGUCGGAAAGCAGUGGGGCCCCCAUUGACCUGCUGUAUGAGCUGGCUAAGCAGGGCAAGUUGCCACAGGAUGAAUCCAUAUUGGGGGCCAAGAAGUCAGGAAGCCCCCGGACAGGAUCCCCAAGGGGCCAAUGGGGGGACGAGGAAGGGCCCCUGAAUCUGACCUUGGAUGGAGAAUCUGGCAAAGAAACCGACUGCCAGUUUUGCGGUGCCUGGUUUGAGACUCGCAAAGGACUUUCAAGCCACGCCCGAGCGCACUUGCGCCACCUCGGAGUAAACGAUCCUGAUGCCAAAGGUUCCCCUAUUGCCGCGCUUAACUCCCUCAUCAAAAGUGGAGAGUUCAAAAAGCGUCUGUCUAGUCAGGGAACCAAUGAAACAGACUCUCUCACCGAGGCUGCUGAGGAGCGCACCUCUACUGAAGCUGCUAUGAGCACAAGUCAGGCCAGCAGUGGGGCAGCUCGUGCCAAGUUGAUAGACGACGGUGCUUUUACCAAGAUAGCAGACGCUAUGGUUAAAGGUGCCAAUGGCCCUCCUAAAACUCCUGAAAGUAGCUCCCACUCCUUGAAUGCAGAAGGUGCUAGUAGAAUUGCUGCAAGUAGUGGCUCUUCAGAGACAUCUCCACAUUUUAAGAGCCCCGGUGGAUCGUCCGCUGGCCCUCGUACCACAAUUAGUAAUGCCACUUCCCCACAUUCCAUGGCACCCGAUGCUGGAGUUCACCAAAAGUUAGCGGAGCCCCUACAUGCUCGGGUUAAGACAGAAGUUGGACGUUCCCAUGGUAAGGUGGCAGAUGCUGGACCUCGGUCCAGAUCAUCCCUAACAGGCCUUACUCACUCCAGACCAGCGGGCAACAGUACCCCACCAGCUAAGAAACUGAAAAUGACUCCAGCCUGCAAGGCAAGCUCAGAAGCUUUUUGGUCACCCAACAGUUCGCCCUCACCUUUAAAUUUGUCCCCAGGUUCAGAGGAAGUCCGCUGCGAGUUCUGCGGCGAGUUCUUUGAGAACCGAAAGGGCCUGUCGAGCCAUGCACGAUCCCACCUGCGCCAGAUGGGGGUCACGGAGUGGCAUGUCAACGGCUCACCCAUCGACACCUUGCGGGAAAUCUUGGCCAGAGGGACCUAUCCCAGGGCUGCCAACAGAGUUGGAGGUUCUGGCUCAGAGAAGCUUCUUGCCCUUCCUUCUCCAUCAUCCCCCUCAAGGCCUCUCGCUUACAGUGGGUUGUCUCCAGCCAUGCAUCGCAAGCCACACAGGCUUCCCUCCUAUCCACACGGCGACUGGUCCUCUGAUCUCUCACCUCUCAAUCUGUCCUCUCGAGCAGAUCCAUCACGUGAUAUCCGCUGUGAGUUCUGCAACGAGUUCUUCGAAAAUCGAAAAGGCCUGUCGAGCCACGCGCGGUCUCACCUGCGCCAGAUGGGCGUUACUGAGUGGCAUGUCAACGGCUCUCCGAUUGAUACACUACGGGAAAUAAUCCGAAAGAGGCGUCCACAUGUCUCGAACAUUAAAAAAGAGCCACGGGCAAAUGAUGAGCCUACUAGUCCUUCACGCACUCUAUCAUCCCUUGGUCUCGGGCCAUCAGGUAUGGAGCAGGACCACCCUGUCUCACCUCUUAUAGGAAGACCCCACAGCACAUUCUUAUCACCAAUGUCUCCUAAGCGGCCAGCAUCUCAUGAGCCUCGGCUAAGCCACUCUGAUCCAAAAAGCUAUGUCCAUUUAGAACCAAAGCCCAGCAACCAAGGAAAGGUUUACCUGCAAGGGGAGGGACGGCCCAAACUCUACAUUCAGGAGGACAACCGACCUAAGUCGUAUUUGCAAACCGAAGGGAGGCCCAAAGCAUAUAUACAAAGCCAAGGAAGGCCUAAAGUGUUCCUCCAAGGUGAAGGAAGGGCCAAGACUUAUGUGCAAGGAGAAGGAAGGCCUAAGCAGUUUUUGCCAGGGGAAGCCAAGGCCAGAGCCUACAACAAACCAUAUCUACAUGGAGAAGGGAAACCUAAAACAUUCAUGCAUGGAGAAGGCAAGCUUAAAUCAUACCUGCACAAUGAGAGCAAAGCAAAGCCUUUCAUGCACGGAGAGGGCAAACUCAAGACAUUUGUUCACACUGAAGGCAAGCCCAAGCCAUACUUGCAAGGAGAUGGAAAGCCUAAGGCCUACAUUCAAACUGAGCUGCCAUUCAAAGGCAAAGUAAAAGCAUCUCCAGACAAAACCCCCGCAACGUUAGAGGCAUGCUGUGAACUGUGCGGCCUGUACUUUGAGAACAGGAAGGCCCUUGCGAGCCAUGCUCGAGCACACUUGCGGCAGUUUGGGGUCACUGAAUGGUGUGUCAAUGGCUCUCCUAUUGAGACGCUGAGAGAAUGGAUGAAGCAAAGACCUCAGAAAGCUGGAGCCUAUCUCAGUUAUAUACAGGGAGGGCGCCCUUUCUCCAAGAAAUUUAAGCGCUCCAAUCAAACACCCAAAGCGGGGGCAGCUGAGAGCCCAGUGUCACCAUCUGCAAAGAUGUCUGAGGCAGAGAGGAGCCAUGUCACCCCAUCAUCAGCAGCAACAGAAAAGCAAGCAGAUGGACCAGUACAGAAGACGGAGCGGCGCCAGCCUAAGCCACCUGAGAUUCCUCCAUCAGGGGAAGAUGGAGUCGGUGAGCACAGCCCCAAAACAGAAGAAACAAGACCACCUCCAAGGCCACGCCCUGUCCCAUCCCUGGUUCCCAGGCCGCCCCAGACCUCCUUAGUGAAAUUUGUGGGGAACAUAUACACACUGAAGUGCAGAAUCGCAACAUGGAAGCAGACAUGGGUCUAUAGGAUCUUAGGAAAGACAUGACCAGUAACAUCUCUACACCUAAGACAAAAAUGUGACUGCUAAAAGAUCACACAACCAAUUUAAAAAAUGUAAAAUCUUUAAACAUACUUUACGCAAAGGAGAACAGGUCUGUCUAGACUGCGCAGAAACACCAGACUCUGCACCAACUUUAUUACCACAUCCAAUCCCAUUACAGCAGACAGAGGGUAGCCCUCAACACCAUGAUACACAGGGUCCUUCUACCUCAGUAAAACCUCCCCAAUUGGAGGAAUUAUUUGACUGGAUUAAAGCUACCAUUCAAACAUCCAUCAGGCAACCCCCUACUCAUACUAAGAAGCAAAAGGCAAAGCUGCUUUUAGAUACGUAGUCAUAGCCUAUGCCUAAGUAUCUUUGAUACGAAACGCGUCAGGACUGAAAUGUUUUUAAUCUGCUGAAAUAUACUUGAAUAAUUUUACCCUAAGAGUGGACUGCGGAGUGCUUGCCACUAAUUUUGGUUUGGAGUGCACAUUACCUACAGCUACGGGCCACUCGUCUACCUUCGUGAGUGCAGCCUUUUCCCAAAACCUCUACGUAUUUAGAAAAAGUGUUGUUAGCCCAGAAGCGUGGGCCCUGGGGUAUGUACACCCAGGUCAUCGGGUUUAAAGGGUGAGCAUGUUUAUGGCUUUGAGGAGGCUAUUGAUUGUUUAUAUAAAUACACGGGCUUUAAUAGUGGGAUCGAGAUAUUCCCCAAAAAGAAUAUUUCUUUUUGUAUACCUGUGCCUCAAAAAAUUAGAGGUUGGGAUUGAGCUUAAUUUUUGUUUAAUGCAGAAUGAAAAUCAUACAAUAGACCAUGGAACUCUCAAGGGCGACCCUUUCGAAACCCUUCAUUUCACAACUCUCAGGCAACACGGGUGGAUCGUAAACCACAAGAAGAGCCAACUCACAACAACACAGCGCAUACAAUUCUUAGUAAUGUUGUUGGACUCUUCUCUGCAAAAGAUAUUCCUCACAACCGACAAAAUUCAGACAAUCGGGCACACAGCACAACAGGUCUGCAGCCAGACUACAAUAUCAGCAGAGCUGUGCCUCAGACUACUAGGCUACAUGGUGGCAGCAUUAGAGGCUCUGCCAUUCGGCAGGUUCCACAUGAGAGACCUACAGAAUCAUUUCCUCAGCCACUGGAACAAGAACCACUCCAACCUAACACAACCUAUCACGAUCACUAUACAGUCAACAGAUCACUGGGAUGGUGGACUAUACUACACAACUUGGCCCAUGGAAAGGCUUGGACCUUAUCCCAGUGGACAGUAGUGACCAUGGAUGCCAGCCUCAGAGGGUGGGGGGCGACAUGGCCACCCUGCACCUGCCAGGGGACUUGGUCACAACAGGAGUCAAGCAUUCCCAUAAAUGUACUAGAGAUCAGAGCAGUUCGGCAUGCCAAUAAUGCAUUGGGCACAGAAGUUGAUAAAUCAACCUCUCAAAUUCAAUCCGACAAUGCUACAACGGUGGCCUAUGUAAACAAGCAGGGCGCACACGCAGCAACCAGGCAAUGCAAGAGGUUGCUCAGAUACUCAGCUGGGCGGAGUCGCAUGUUCUGGCCAUAUCUGCAGUUUUCAUACCAGUUGUAGACACAUUAGUAAUACCGUGGCAUUUCAGCAAGGAGGCCUUUCCCCCUCUUGCUCUAUUACCAAGGAUAAUACGAAAGAUUCAGCAGGAAGGAACUGUAACCAUCCUAAUCACUCCGGAUUGGCCGAGAAGGCCAUGGUACUCAGAUCUCAUCAAUUUGUCCGUAGCUCCGCCAUGGCGACUCCCUCUACGUCCAGACUUACUAAUGCAAGGACGAAUAAAACACGACAAUUUGCCACGUCUACAUUUGACGGCAUGGCUGUUGAAACAGAUAUGUGGCGUGCCAAGGGUUUCUCUUAAAGUGCAACAACUAUUCUCAUGAUGGCAAGAAAGCCAUCCACAAAGAAGGUUUACCAUAGUACAUGGAGAGCAAAUAUAAAAUGGUGUAAUUCCAUGUGCGUACCCUGGAGACAGGCACAAAUUCAAACAAUCAUUGAGUUUCUCACACAGGGUUUCGAUUUAGGUUUAUCCUUAGCCACCAUGAAAGGAAAAAUUUCAGCGAUUUCUUUACUACUCCAGCAUCAGUGGGCGGUAGAACCAGAAUAGGUACAAUUUUUGCAAGGAGUAGGAAGGGUCAGACCACCAUAUAGGGAUCCAACACCUCCCUGGGACCUUACUACAAUAUUAACGGCUCUACAAGGACCUCCCUUGAAACCGUUAGCUUGCUGUGCACUUAAAUUCCUUGCCUGGAAAUUGACUUUCCUGUUAGCAAUUACAUCUGCAAUAUGUGUAUCUGACAUUGCAGCUUUAUCAUGCAAGGAGCCCUGGCUGAUAAUACAAGAUAGAGCAGUUUUCAGAACAAUACCUUCAUUUACACCCAAAGUGGUUUCUGCUUUCCACAUAUGAGAUUAAUGCUUUCCACAUAUGAGAUUAAUACCUUCACUGUGUCCAAACCCACUGAAUGACAAGGGGAAAGCCCAUAGCCAGAUGGCUUGUAGAAACAAUAAAUUGUGCAUAUGAUCUCUGUAAAAAACACAGACCAUUCAAGGUCAAAGAACAUUCCACCAGAGCUUUAAGUACAUCUUGGGCCUCAUUAUGUACUUUUGCAAAGUUUUACAGACUACAUGUCUUCCAUUCAACCCCUGCAGCAUUUGGUAGAAAAGUUUUACAGGCUGCAGUGAGGCAUUAAUUCAUAGAUAUUCAAGUACCCAGCCCUAGAAGGGGGGACAGCUUUGGGACGUCCCCAUAGUGGUCUGCACUUACAGGAAGGGCCAGUCUAGAGAAAUGAGGAUUUUUUGCUUGCCGGAAAAUCCUUUUCUAGAUGGGCCGGACUGUCCGUGCACCUAGCACUUCCUCUUUUACCUCAGGUUUUCAAGUGUACUGUCCACAGGAGGAAGGACCUGCUGGUCAUUAGGAGACCCAACUAAAAGACUUCUUCGGUCAGCAGUUAGCGCUGACACUUGGGGCAGACUUCUUGUUCCCCCCCCCCAACGCGGGAAUUUAGACUGCUAAGGCCAGAUUCUCUUAUCAUACAAAGAGGCCUCCCAGACCAAAACCUGUUUCCUGAGGGGGACUAGGGACUCUGGCUGGGAACCGCAAAGAAAUGGCAGUAAGAGGAACACCUUACCCCUGACUGGACGCAUGGCAGAAGGUAGGACAGGGGGGCCAUUUACAAGGGGUGGAGGAUAAGCUGCAUCAGCAGCAGGGGUGACUCAAGUUACCUAUUUUGCCUGUCAUUCUAAAUUAUCGAAUGGGCAAGUACCUAUAGACCCACCCCUACAGGUACAAGGAGCUCAAUCAAUAGUCUCUUUCCCAAGAGGGGAAUUCCAGAAUUCAGCCCCCAGAAUGCAAACAGACAUGUCGGCACUAUCGUGGGCUAUUCAGCUGUAUUUGUCGCUGGCAUCGCUCCAGAAUAUAGCUGAUUCCAUUGCAGGCACGAUUGCUAACUCCAUUGGAAAAGCUGUGUCGAAGAUACAAGAAGGGUCUGGGAGAAAACGUAAGCGUCAAAUCCCUAGCCACAAAUCACCUUUUCCCUCCAACUAGGACCCUUGAAGCCUCAGACUCCUCAGAGCAGGAGGGCGGAAUCUCUUCUAGCUCCCCCUCUGGGGACGGGGAAAAAGGGUGGCGCAGACAAAGAAAUGUUGCAUGAUGCAGAGCGUAUCAUAAGGGCAGUUCUAGAAACACUGAAACUUGAUCCACCUAAAGAUCAACAAUCACAGUCUAAGGGUCUUUUUAAGAGACAACACGAAACUGUAACCGACUUCCCUUCUCAACUACAAGCAGUCAUCCAGGAUGAAUGGCAUACACUGAAUAGAAAGUUUCAACCUAACCACAAAUUUUCUAAAAUGUACCCAUUUCCAAAAGAACUUAUUGAUCAAUGGACGGUACCUCCAGAUGUGGACGCACCGGUUUCAAGGUUAUCUAGGAAUGCCACAUUGCCGGUUACGGAUGCGGCAGCAUUCAAGGAUCCAACUGAUAAGUGAAUGGAAGGAUUCUUGAUCCUCAAGAUCAGCACUUUGUCCAGCACUAGCCGCAGCAUUGGUCUGUAGACCCAUGGAGACUUUGUCUAUUUCUCUAUCAGGAUUUCAAGAUGGUUCUUCCAGAGCAAGCCGUCUCGAAGUGGCUCAAGAAAUGGCAGAUGCAAGCGCUUAUCUUAGUAAAGCAGCACUACACACAGCCCAGCUGGCAGCACGUACCUUAGCCUUGGCAGUAUCCGUGCGUCGCACUCUAUGGCUUAAGAACUGUUCGGAUGACCUUAGUUAUAAGAAGUCGCUGAUUGCGCUGCCAUUCAAGGGAUCGUGCCUUUUCGAGGGGGAACUGGAAAAGAUCAUUUCUCAAGCCACAGAUGGCAAGAGUAUAUUCCUUCAUCAGUCCAAAUCUAGAUCAACACAUUUCGCAGAGGGAAAUUUUUUCAAGGCCAAAGUAACAGAAUAACUAAGCGUUCUACUUCCCCGCACAGAACUACCUUUUGCAACAGAUUCUCUGACAAGUCUCAAGUUGGAAGCCAAAUAAAACCCAGGGUAAGUCCGCCCAGGACAAGCCCAAUUCCGCAUUGGGCUUGAGCCGCAGUUAACAAUAGGGAUCAGACUACUGCGGUUUCAGGACCAUUCCACCGACGCCUGGGUGCGAGAAAUAAUUUCAGAAAGAUUUCACAUAGACUUCUGGAUAACCUCUCCUCGGAAAUUCUUCGUCAAUAGUGCCCACUGAUCCGAUAAAAGCGCAAGCAUUCCACAACUGUGUAACAACAUUACUGAAAACAGGAGGGAUCGUCCCAGUACCACACCAGCAGAGAUUUUAGUUUUGACUCCAAAUUUAUUCAUAGUAACGAGUAAGGAGGGAACGUUUCAACCAUCUCUGAACCUCAAGGACCAGAACCUAUAUAUCAGGGCUGUAAAAUUCAAAAUGGAAACAUUACGGUCAGUUAUAAAAGGGAUGGAGCCAAGUCAACUACCUAUGUUUAUUAGGGAUCAAAGAUCUACACGUCCCAAUCUGGACAGCUCACCAAUGUUAUCUGAGGUUUGCAUUCCACAAUGUAACGAUCGCCGCCCGGAGCAGGCCCAGGAGCUCCGGGCGGCGCGUCCUCUCCUGCCGGCGUCGCUCCCAAGAUGGCGGCGCCCAU